This is a messenger RNA of Melampsora larici-populina 98AG31, 1761 nucleotides long. RefSeq lists its product as uncharacterized. Lineage: Eukaryota; Fungi; Basidiomycota; Pucciniomycetes; Pucciniales; Melampsoraceae. Gene Ontology annotation, biological process: vacuole fusion, non-autophagic. The record is from RefSeq and is a predicted model, not a curated record. Bases 59 to 1339 code for a protein of 426 amino acids. Gene Ontology annotation, molecular function: phospholipid binding. The transcript is spliced from 3 exons. Gene Ontology annotation, cellular component: fungal-type vacuole membrane.
UAACAAUCUAAGAAACGGAACUCAAGAUGGAAACAGUUCGAUAGAUGAAGAAGAUAAAAUGAGUCCUGCUGAACGGUUAAUGGCUGCAAGUGGAUUACAUUUCAUGACAGCUAAUCUAGAACAAGUACUCUCAGCAACGUUUUACAAAUCAUUUGAGAUCCCAUUACUAGACAUCUACGACCAUUACCGUCAACAACUAGCCGAAAGACAAUCGACUUACGAAGCCGAAGUAUCAGCCAAAACCAAAGCAAUACGGGAAACCGAGAUCCGAAACAUGAAACAGAAUUUCAGCUCUUCUUCUUCUACUCGUAAGGGAAACCCAAAACAAACCCGUUUCAUAGGUCGUGAUUUGAAUUCGUUUAGAAAAGGUUUAAAAGAAUUACAAGAUCAAGUGGAAUCAGUUGAAAAAGUUAAACAAAUUUAUUACUUGGAAGUAGCUGGUGGUGAAUAUGAAGUAUGGAAAAGUGUUGCAGAUAAUAUAAGUUUAAUUGUUAAAUCAGAAGUAGAAGUCUAUGAUAGAAUAGCAUCUAAAGCCACCUCAGAUCCAACCCUAGAACUAAUGAUCACCUCAAUCCCUGAUCCAUUCGACACCUACAACCAAGACUUAAUUCCCAAUUCGAGUCAAGCGCCUGAGAUCUAUUCAAUCCUACCACCCCUAAGUAGUAUCCUAACCCCAGCCCAAGCGAUCGCCCGAAAAUCCUUACAAGAUUUCACUCCUGCUUCUCAGACUCUUGAACCGAAUUCUUCGUACCAAGGUUCAUCGGUUGGAGACGUCUUGAAUCAUCAAUUAGAUUCUACAACUCAUUGGGAUCAUCCGAUCAACCAACCCAACGAACUACCACCACUACCAGUGGUUAAUUACCAAUCUGAUGAUCUAGAAGAAGAACCAGAAGAAGAAGAUCGUUCGAACCGAUACCCAAGUAGAUCUUUGUUUGAUACCCCACCAGCUUCUCCUUCAUUACCUCAUCCACCUACUCUUCACUCGAUCGAAUCAGUUCCCACGAUCAACUUAAUACCUCAAACCCAAAGCUUUGCUCCUACUCCUUUACGAAACAUGGUCUUGAUUGAUUCUAAUCCUGAACAAGAAACUGAAUCUGUUUCAAAUCCAACUCCAGAUUCGAAUCCAAAUCCAGAGUAUUCUCAAGACACCAUCAAGUGUAACUUGUCAACUUUUAAAAGAGCUUCGGUGUUGAGUGGUAUUAGUUUGGGUGGAACUUCUGGGAUCGGGAAUGGGAAUGGGAAUGGGAAUGAAGAAUCGAUUAUGAGUCAGAUGCCUCCGCUUGGAAUUGAUUCGGAUUCAGAUUUAGAAAAUUCGUUUGGUUUAGAUCAUCAGGAUUGAAAAAAUUGAAAAAAUUGAAAAACAUAUUCCAGAACAUUAUACUUUGAUUUCUUAUGUGUUGGGUGGUUUUGGGUUACUUUCUUGACUCGUGUGGGCUUGAUUUUUUUUAUUUUCAUUAUGAUUCGUUUUUUUUCCCGCUGCUUUUGCAAUUCUUAAAUUUCUUAUUAUGUUUUUUUUAGUUAAUUCAAUCAAGUUACAUUCUAAUACUUUAAGAUUUCUUUUUGUUUUGUGUUUUCCUUGAGUCUUUUUUUUCUUUGUUUUGUUCUUGUAUUCUAUUAUGUUUUUUAAAAUGUAUUACAUCAACUUAAUUCUAUUCUAUUCCAAUACUUUUCUUUUUUUGUUUCUUUAAUAAGGUUUGGUAUUUUUUUAAAAUACAAGAAAAAGUAUAUUAUGAAAUUUACAUGAAUUUAGUAAAAAUAGUC